UUGGUGGUAAAUGAAGCUCGCUUGGCCUUGUCGCACGCCAGUCUGCCUCUGACAUUUGCACGUCGCGCUUGAUCGUUCCGCCUGCUUCGCCGCCUCCGACUUCUGUGAUAUUUCUUUCUUAACUGGCCGAAAGAGCAAGAGCAAGAGUGCCAAAAAUACAAAGCCGCUUACAAUAUCACAAAAUUACAUUUUUGUCGAGCGAACUUGAGCUGUGAUUUAUCAAACGCAAUGAAAACGCUCUCAUCCUUUCUUUCUCCCACACUCAGCCUUGUCCUGCUGCUGGUCUCCAUACACUCGUCCUGGGCAGCUCCUGCUCUGCGCUUCAGCGACAAUGAGCUGGAUGAGCUGGAGGCAUAUCCCACAACGCCCAGUCAAGUACUGCCCAUCCAGCCGCUGCUCAUCUAUCCGCAGCAACGGGAAAAUCUAUACCAGGCACGCACCCUGGGGGGCAACGAUGACAGGGACAUCAUUUUCGUGAAGCUGCUGCAGGACAAGUCCAGCGGCUACCGGCCCAAGCAGCAGCGCCUCGUUAUGGAGGAGGAGAAGCCCUCCCAACGCAAGGAGCUGGACCUGAAGGACUUCUUCUACGUGAAGGCCCGGACCAACGGGCGCUUCAGUCACGAGCGCCUGAAGGUCUACAGAGUGCCCGAGUUCUACGCCAUCAGUGUGUUCCGCAACGGAGAUACGUAAGGAGCGAGAAUGCGCUGCAACUUAACGAUGCACAGAAGUAAUUUAAGUUAUUUUUAAGAAGCUAUAAAUAAAUACCAUACCUCAG
Molecule: messenger RNA, 775 nt
Organism: Drosophila guanche
Lineage: Eukaryota; Metazoa; Arthropoda; Insecta; Diptera; Drosophilidae
Exons: 2
Coding region: 229-690 (153 amino acids)
Source: RefSeq, a predicted model, not a curated record